AGUCAUUCCUAAUGGGUUUGCGGACACAUCAAUGAACGGGACGUCAACAGGAGCACAAGCAAGAGCCCGCUGUAACACGGGCUUCAUUCUUAAACAGAAAAUGCUCGUUUACAGAUAUGAACAUGAACGGUUCACAAUAACAUGCCAUAAGUUUGGAUACUGGGAAAAUAUUCCCAGUUGUGUACUAGAAGACAAAGAAGUGGACAGUGAGUGUAAUCCUGCUGCGGAUAGAUGCCGUGAUAAACAUGCCAUGUGUACUCUUGUGGCGGACAGUAACACGUAUAGAUGCAGGUGUAACCAUGGAUAUACACAUGUUAAUGGCCGUUGUAAAGCACAAGGAAAAUACUUGCCAAAAGCGGAUUAUGAUAGUGACUGGGUGUGGAUGAAUAAAAAUGGGUCUCUCUGGCAUCUAGUGCUUGAACAUGAUCUAGACACAGUACCGAUCUUAGUCGAUGUGCAGGUGAAAAGAGAAAAUUAUGUUUUUCAUGCAAUAGGUUUUCCAUAAGAGGAAGAUAUGCCGUGCUUCAGUAGCGCUGUGGUGUAUAUCUAUGAUGGAAGGCAUAUACACAUAUCUGCACCCCGGGAUACUGAAAAUGCCGAUGAUUUUCUCCAAAUAAGCAAUGACCAAUGGUAUGGUUAUCAACACAGUUGGCAUGGUUAUGGUAGGGUGAGAGCACGAGCUUGGAAGCUAGAAUCACUUCCAACUCCAGAUUUAUUAGACGACACAGUACUGCGUGCAAAUACGUCUAAUGCCGGCGACUCCUUUUAUGAACUAGAACAUAAUCUAGGAGAAUAUCCCGGUCUUGUUGUUGUUCGAGCUAAAAUGAUGAACAAUGGAAGCAGCUUCUACGCAGAUGGUGUGGGAUCAGCACUAAAUGUUUUCUACAAUAAGCCUGACAUGACAAACGCUUUUCUUGUCUAUGGAUUUAGUAACGAGAGUGUACGCACGUGGAUAGAUUCCUCUAUAAGGGGAGCAAUAUUUGACGGAAGAAAACUCACAAACUUUGACAUUGUUGUCUCGGAAGCGACGGUUGAAGUUUAUGCAUGGAAAAUAUCAACAUUAACUCCAUUCUUCACGUACAUGUUCUCCUUAGAGGAUGACAGGUUCCCGAGCUAUGUUGAAUUGCCAAUGAACUAUCCGCUGAGCGAAGCGCUCAAUGUAGCUGUGGCAGAGGUUAGAGGUCCUAGCAGUCUGAAUCAAGACUUCCGGUUUCCAAGUUCGUCGUUUCUAGCGUACAGAUCGCCAUACAGAGACGAAGACGAUGACCCCACGGACUGCGUAUUUGGGGGAUUUACUUUAGCUUACGAAAAAGUAUUGAGUACAUUGCCGUUUUCGGGAGAGGGAGGCCUUAAAAUGAUACUUUAUAAACCCAAAAAACACAACUGGCCUAGCUAUAACACAGGGGCGUUGGUAUGCAUACCAGACUCGUUUGGAGAUGGGAAAUAUUCAGAAGCAGUUUUCAAUGGGAUAGGAGUGAUGUACAGCUGGAUAAAUGGAGAUUGUGGCCCUCCUCCUGAGGUAGAAAAUGGUUAUAUCAACGCGGCGGAAAACGGCACUGAAAUUGGUGCUGUGGCCGUCUUGGUGUGUAAUGAUGGUUACCGGCUGUCCAGGGAAUGGAUGCCAGUUUGCCACUGGGACAUGAAAUGGAGAAUCUACACAGGUUGUCGUCCAGUUGAAUGCGAAACGAUUGAAGCCCCUGUAAACGGAACGAUGAAUAUAACCGGUCUGACGUUUGGAAGUGACGUGACUUUCCAGUGUGACGUCGGGUAUAAAUUAACUGGUGCUGAAAAAAUAGAGUGCCUUUCCACCGGGAAGUGGUCUGCAAAUACACCUUAUUGCAGAUUAAAGAAGAAAGAAGACAAUGAGACUUCUAGAAGUAUAAGAGGACGAGGGAGUGUCAUAGGCAUCUUCAUAGCACUAACGUUAUACAGCGUUGUUUUCAUUGAAAAGUUAUAGCAUUGCAGUCGAAACCACAUGUGGACAACACAAAGAAAUGAAAAGAAUAUAAGACGCGAAGUGUCAUUCCUAAUAAUAGUUGUCAGCCAGCAUCAUUUGUGGUGUAACCCCUUGUCUUAGUUACAUUUACUUUGCCUUGGUUACAUUAACCCCAACAUCAACAGCUAAAUUGAUAUGGUGUAAAACAUCGUCUUGGUUACAUUUACCUCAACAUUAAUAACUUAAUUAAUGUGGUGUAAAACCUUGUCUUGGGUACAUUUACCCUGCAUUCUUUACAUUUUCUCCAGCAUCAGUAGCUUAGUUAAUGUGGCGUAAAACCUUGUAACCUUGUCUAGGGGUUAUUUACCCUAACUUCAAUAGCUUCAUUAAUGUGGUAUAAAACCUUGUCUUGGUUAUAUGUUACCUUAACACCAAUAGUUUUAGUAGUGUUUGAUAACUUUGACUUGGUUACAUUUACCCUAACAUCAAAUACUUAAUAGUUUACACUAAAUGUCUACUUUGUAGGGGAGCGGUGGUCCAGUGGAUAGGGUGUCGCCCUUUCAAUCCAGGGGUCGUGGGUUCGAGCCCCACUGCAGUCACGACCAUGACUUCUCAUAUGACACCAGUACUGUUUUUUUUCAAGGAUGCGGACUCGAGAGUGGUUCCAAUAUGCUUGAAGUUUUCAUCACAAUUGAGCUAAAAAAAUUAAUAUAAACUAAAUUAAUCACUUAAUAAAUGUUAUGUAAAAUCUUGUCUUGGUUACAUUUACCCUAACAUCAAUAGCUUAACUAAUGCGGUCUGAAACCUUGACAUUUCAGAAACAUCUAUAGCUUCAUAAAUGUGGCGUACAAUCUUGUCUUGGUUACAUUUACCCUAACAUCAAUAGCUUAACUAAUGUGGUCUGAAACCUUGACAUUUCAGUAACAUCUAUAACUUCAUUAAUGUGGUGUAAAACCUUGUCUUGGUUACAUUUACCCUAACAUCAGUAGCUUAACUAAUGUGGUCUGAAACCUUGACAUUUCAGUAACAUCUAUAGCUUCAUUAAUGUGGUGUAAAACCUUGUCCUGGUUACAUUUACCCUAACAUCAAUAGCUUAACUAAUGUGGUCUGAAACCUUGACAUUUCAGAAACAUCUAUAGCUUCAUUAAUGUGGCGUACAAUCUUGUCUUGGUUACAUUUACCCUAAUAUCAUUAGCUUAACUAAUGUGGUCUUAAACCUUGACAUUUCAGUAACAUCUAUAACUUCAUUAAUGUGGUGUAAAACCUUGUCUUGGUUACAUUUACCCUAACAUCAAUAGCUUAACUAAUGUGGUCUGAAACCUUGACAUUUCAGUAACAUCUAUAGCUUCAUUAAUGUGGUGUAAAACCUUGGUUUGGUUACAUUUACCCUAACAUCAAUUUGCAAUUGAUUGUCCUCCAAUACAUCGAGGUUCGAUCCUUCGUUGGCAAUCCUUUUUAUGUCGCAUAUGUUAUACUUUCCUUCUACAAAAAUAUAUUUUGUAGCAGUUAUUAAACAAAGUUGGGCUGGGCUGGGUGGGGCUAGUUUAGCCUAUGACUUUGAAAGAAGAUCACCCAAGUUUUAUAUUUAGCAUCGUGUGGGGAAGUUGUCGGCAACUAUCUGAAUAUAAAUGUUAUAUUCUAAUUUAAUGCAUCAACGUAAAAGAACGUUGGUAUGUUUAGGAGACACACUUACAUUUUAGAUUAUCUCGAGCGAUCGAAAUAAGAUGUCGUGCACGCCAGAAUAGGAGUCUAAUGCUCGAGAUGAGAUGAUAUUACAUGACGGCGUUGUUCCCAUGGUGAUUAUUUCAAUUUACACUUAAAUAUUUGAUAAUAAGAAGUAAUGAGCUGUCAUUAAAUUUUGUGCUGAAGAAGACUUUUGUGCUGAUGUUUCUAGUUAUUACAUAUAAAAAAUCAAGUGAGUUUUUCUCACACUCAAAAUUGUGAGAAAAUCAUUUGAUAAUUCAGUCAUUUUAACUUUUAUCACUAACGUACCCGAAGAUCGUGACUCUGCCUGCAAGUGUGUUUGUAUUUUGAGAAGUUCUUACAACUGGUGUCGUAUUUCUAAAGCAUGCUUUGUUCCAUAACAUUGACCUUUGAGGAAAUGAAUCAUCUAGAAAAAAAGAAAUAUCAUUCAAAAAGAUAUUCGACGUUGCUGGGGAUCUAAUGUAUUAUAUUGCAGUAUAGAUAAAGAAGUAUAACAAAGUUGUUCUUUCAUACUAUGCAUGCUUUCUAGCAAUGUCCCCUGUAACUGUGUGAAGUUUCAAUAAAAUCAAGAUAACUGGUCCGUGUGACACUCCAAUGUUCCAACACUCAGGUACCGGAAUAGGGACAUUCCACGUUAUUGUUAAGUUCAUGCAUUAUUGUUGUUGUACUUGUAGCGUGUGUAAAUGUCGAGGGGCUAGAGGGCGUGGACGGUAGCAUGCACUUCCACUACCGUCCAUGAGCAGGCUCAACCAGAUCAAAAGUUCA
Mercenaria mercenaria is the source of this 4405-nucleotide messenger RNA. RefSeq lists its product as uncharacterized. The record is from RefSeq and is a predicted model, not a curated record. The transcript is spliced from 13 exons. NCBI's taxonomy places the organism in Eukaryota, Metazoa, Mollusca, Bivalvia, Venerida, Veneridae. The coding region runs from base 515 to 1957 and encodes 480 amino acids.